AGAAAGUUUAGGGAUCGAGAACAUGGUGAUGGAAGGGGGCUAUAAGCACCUAAUUCUUGGUGGGAAACACAAAAUAUGUAAUGCUUUCGUGACAUACAAACAUACUUCUGUGAGAGGUAAAUGUUAUCACGUCUGUAACAUAAUUAUUUCGUGAAACAUCAAAAGCCCUCUUUGUAUGCGAAUGUUGUGUGGCUAGCUUAGCCUGGCUACUUGUUCCGCUAGCUGGCCAUUGUUUUUGUUAAGUUAACGAAUUGAAAGCAAUAAAGCUAGAAGGCAGUGUUUGCCUCCAACCGAGGCAGGACCCAGUGGUCCAGACUGCUUAAGUAAUGUGGUUUAGUUUCUCUCGGGAAGAUGGAUGAAAGGUCCACCAAUCACCACCGGCUCUUGAUUGCCCUGUUGAUAAUCUUGCUCUUUGGCGUUAUUGUGCUUCAGUACCUUUGUCCUAGCUCCGAUUGCCAACUGUUGCACCUAGGAUCAUUGGCCUCUAACUCGGGCAGAAAUGCCAUCGGGUCCCAGGGAAACGACAUUGGCCUCAGUGGACAGGACACAUACGUCGCUGAGGACUGUGCCCUAGCCCGUUUUGUUCCCCGCUUCAAUUUCACUUCUGCAGACCUCAGUCGACUCGUAGACUUCAAUAUCCAGGGAGAUGAUGUUAUUGUUUUUCUACACAUUCAUUAGACAGGGGGCACAACAUUUGGUCGACAUUUAGUGCGUAAUAUUAAACUCGAGAGGCCUUGUGAGUGUCAUGCUGGCCAAAAUAAAUGCACCUGUUACCGGCCAGGUAAAAGGGAAACGUGGCUUUUCUCUCGGUUCUCCACUGGCUGGAGCUGUGGUCUUCACGCGGACUGGACCGAGCUGACCAACUGCGUGCCUUCUCUCAUGAACACGCGCGAGCCCCCCAAGAAGCCUACAGUUCACAGCCGGAACUACUACUACAUCACCAUCCUGCGUGACCAGGUGUGGCGUAACCUGAGCGAGUGGCGGCACGUGCAGCGCGGUGCCACCUGGAAUGACGGGCGCGCCCCCACGCUGGCCGAGUUGCCCAGCUACGACCCCGGGGAUGACUGGUCCGGCUGCUCUCUGCAGGAGUUCAUGGACUGCCCCUACAACCUGGCCAACAACCGGCAGGUCCGCAUGCUGGCAGACCUCAGCCUGGUGGGCUGCUACAAUGUCUCGGCCAUGAGCGAGGACGAGCGCUGGGCUGUGUUAUUAGAGAGCGCCAAGCGGAACCUGCGGGGCAUGGCCUUCUUCGGCCUGACAGAGUACCAGAGGGAAACCCAGUACCUGUUUGAGAGGAUCUUCUGCCUGGCGUUCAUCUCCCCCUUCACCCAGCUCACUGGCACGCGGGCGGCCAGCAUAGAGGUCGUGCCUGAGACGCAGCUCCAGGUCCGCCAUCUGAAACAAUGGGAUGAGGAGCUGUACGAGUAUGCCCGUGACCUGUUGCUCCAGCGCUUCCAGGUGGCCCGGCAGCAGGAGAGGAAACAGGCCAGGGAGAGGAGGCAGCAGAAGAGGAGAAGGCUCAGAGGGAAGCUGGGGUCAACCAGGCUGGGGAUGGGGAGGCCGGUGGCCGAGUGGCCCAGCGAUAAGCCCCAGUGGACAGAGACCCAGGCUGGGGAGGCGAUCACCACCCACCUACGACCACCCUCCCCAGAAAGGAAGCAUCAGAAGAGGGGAGGUGGAGAGCCUGUAGAGGCUGAGGUGCAGCUGCCAGACUGGUGGGGUCUGGAGGAGAACAGCACCAUUGAGGACUACAUGGAUAGGGAACAGUGGCGGUUGUAG
This is a messenger RNA of Oncorhynchus nerka (sockeye salmon), 1779 nucleotides long. It is a transcript of the gene hs6st2, whose product is annotated as heparan sulfate 6-O-sulfotransferase 2. Gene Ontology annotation, cellular component: membrane. The record is from RefSeq and is a predicted model, not a curated record. NCBI's taxonomy places the organism in Eukaryota, Metazoa, Chordata, Actinopteri, Salmoniformes, Salmonidae. Gene Ontology annotation, molecular function: heparan sulfate 6-sulfotransferase activity.